Molecule: messenger RNA, 7374 nt
Organism: Micropterus salmoides (largemouth bass)
Lineage: Eukaryota; Metazoa; Chordata; Actinopteri; Centrarchiformes; Centrarchidae
Product: kalirin-like
Cellular component (GO): cytoplasm
Molecular function (GO): protein binding; guanyl-nucleotide exchange factor activity
Source: RefSeq, a predicted model, not a curated record
AUGGAUGAAGAUGAUGAUGAUGAUUACAAAUAUCAGAGUGGUUUCCUGCUGGAUCUGUGCUCCCACCUGAAGGACUAUGAGACUAAAACAGGUUUGAGAGUCCUUCCAUCAUUACAGUCAGUUUUCCAGUCAGCUCCUGCAGUCUGGUCCAUAAACCUCUCAGAGAGAAAGACCUCCAUCCUCCUGGAAGUGCUGAAACUCCAACCAGAAAAGAAACCGGUGGAGCUGACAGGCUGCUCAGAUGAAGAGAGUGAAGUGAGGAGUUUCCUACAGUGUCUGCCUUAUAUCUCACAGCUCAGAGGCUCAGGUGAAGUCAAGUUCUUUGGGAAUCUGUUCUGUGCAGCAGCAGAGAGAGAACAACAGACAGGAGAGAAGAUACUGGAGCUGUUAUCAUCAGUGUGCAGAUAUCAAACAUUCCCUCUUAAGGAUGAAGAUGAUGAUGAUGAUGAUGAUUACAAAUAUCAGUGUGAUUUUCUGCUGGAUCUGUGCUCCCACCUGAAGGACUAUGAGACUAAAACAGGCUUGAGAGUCCUUCCAUCAUUACAGUCAGUUUUCCAGUCAGCUCUUGCAGUCUGGUCCAUAAACCUCUCAGAAAGAAAGACCUCCAUCCUCCUGGAAGUGCUGAAACUCCAACCAGAGAAGAAACCAGUGAAGCUGACAGGCUGCUCAGAUGAAGAGAGUGAAGUGAGGAGUUUCCUACAGUGUCUGCCUUAUAUCUCACAGCUCAGCUGUGAUCCAGAGUUCUUCCAGAGUCUGUGUGCAGUCAUCUCUGUAAGAUCCAGAGAGGCAGAGCAGUUGGCCUCUGUGCUGCAGCUCCUGGGCUUCACCCUGCUGUUAACAGGAGAGUUACACAGGAAAACCUGCAGGUCUGUGGGGAGGGUUCUCAGACUGUGUGGCUCUGAUGUGGAUCUGGUCCUGACACCGAGAAAGAUGUCUGUCAGAGGAGCCUCCCUGCUCUUCAGCUGUACAACACAACUCCACAGUCUGAGGCUUUCCAGCGACAUGGCCUUGCUACUGUGUCGAUGGGUGAGAAGAGGGAGAGCGGCCUGUCCGUUGGCUGUUGAAGAGCUUUCUCUGGCCCCUCAGAAAGCCCGACCAUCAGACAGAGUGCUGUUGAAGGUCGUCAGUAGUUUGGCGUCCCUGCUGAGAUCCUGGGCAGUCAGACGACUGAGUCAGGAGAUUUUCCAGCAGCUCCUCUCCCUCCUCCAUGAAGUCCAGGACGAGGUCUUGACCCGGUCCUUCUUGAGUAAGGUUGGUGGAGACCUGAGCUCCUGCUGUCUGAACUGGGAGCUUCUUCACUAUCUGCUGCAGCAGUCGUCAGCUCAGACCAUCGCUGUGAACCUGAGGAGGAACCUCUUCUUACAGGAGAGCGUCACACGUCUGCUUCCCUUUCUGGACAGGAUUGUAUUUAAAAGGCCCAGUCCCGGCUUUGUGUUGACUGCCAUCAGAGAGAUCUAUAAAGCUCGUGCCAGUCCCAUUAUACCCAGUUUACUGAGGUCACUGGAUCAUGUGAUCAACCUGACCUGCAGAGAGAUGGACUCUGUGGACUGUGCUGCUCUGCUCUUCACCCUCAAACACAGUGACAGAGUUAAACUGAACCUCCAGUGGACCUCCAUACCACCAGGGGACACAGAGUCCAUCCUCUUUACGCUGGACAAAGUUUCUCAGCUCAGUGUGGACAGGAACCUGCUGCUGAGGCUGGUGCACUGCUGUGCUGCCUCCGACGCCCAGCAGGGGGCAGCAGUCGGCCUGCUCAGGACUGUGCAGGACAGGCUGGAUCUGUCCUGCUCCUCCUGUGUGGAGCUGCCAGAGGAGGAUCAGAGCGAGACUCUCAGUCUGACCGGUGAGGACUGCGGGGCCGUCUCCGCCAUCCUGAGACGCAGCGUCCGGGACAUACAGCUCAACCUGCAGGACUGCGAGGUGGAGGACAGCGGACUGGACCUGCUGUUUCCUGUCCUCCGCAGAGUCCGCCUCAGAGCCAGUAAAGCUGUCCUCCUCCAGCUGGUGUCCCUGGUUCCUGUGAACAGUGAGGGGGACACAGUGAGACGGGCGGUGUCCCUGUGUAGAGCCCUGGACGGAGAGCUGGACCUCAGUCACACCUCACUGGAUCAGAGGGCCUGUGGAGCUUUGGCCCUGAUGCUGGACUUCUCUGAAGGGCUGACCGAGCUGGACCUCAGUCACUGUGAGCUCACCGACCAGCUGCUGCUCACACUCAUCACACAUCUGCACAAAGUCCAGGUCCUGGAUCUGAGUCACAAUAAGAUCUCUGAUGCUUCAGCUGGAAAGUUACUCCACCUGGUCUCCAUCAACCCCUCCAUCAGCACUGUGCGACUCUUCAGCAACAACAUUGUGGACCGAACACCCUUUAAGAAAGACAAGCGGUUUGAACUCUGUACACCCCUUCUUUCUGUCCCUCUUCAGACCAGCCUGGUGUCGGUGGAGGGUUUGUCCCGGCUUGUGGACCCGUCCCAGCUGACCUCUGACCUCGGCGGCUCGCUGGAGUACGACCACGUGGAGUGGACCGAGCUGCGUCUGGGUCUGGAGGAGUUCUCUGGGGCCGCCACUCAGCUGCUGUCCCAGCUGGAGCAGCUGGAGGCCGGGCUGAACCGCAUACCAGAGCCCCAGGACGUGGACGAGGCCCGCAAACUCCUCGAGGAACACAGUCGUCUCCGUAACACCAUCGCCACGGCACCUGUCGACGGCCUGGAGCGAGAGGGGCGGAGCUUGCUUCAGCGCAUGCUUGGGCCCUCCCACGGUGACGCCUCUACUGAAGGCAGCGGCGGUGGCGGCCACGGCAGCUGGCUGUCGGGCGGGGCGGACUUUCAGAGCGUUGCGCCGAAGGUUUCGUCUCUGCUGGACCGGCUGCAGGCGGCUCGCAGUCACCUGCUGCAGAGCUGGAGUGACAGGAAGCUGCACCUGGACCAGGCGCUGCAGCUGCACCUGUUCGAGCAGGACGCCACCAAGAUGUCGGAGUGGAUCGCUCACAGUAAAGAGUUGUUCAUGCAGAGUCUGGCGGAGGUCGGCCAGAACCACCAGCACGCCCUCGACCUCCAGACACAACACCAGCACUUCACCGCCAACUGCAUGAACGGCAGCGUGAACGUAGACAGCGUGGUGACCGUGGCGGCGAGGCUGGCGGAGGCCGGUCACUACGCAGAGCGAAUCGCCAUGGUGUCGUCACGGUUACAGGAAGACUGGAAGUCCCUGACGACGACACUGGAGGAGCGGAGCAACACGCUCGCCAUGGCAACCGGCUUCCACCAGGGGGCAGAACAGUUCCUGCUCAGAGUGGAGGGCUGGGUUCAGACGUGCUCUGAAGGGACGUUGCCUUCAGCGACAGCAGAGCUGGAAGCUGCAACAAAGAAACACCAGGAGCUGAACGAGGAGAUCUCUGCUAACUACACACAGGUCAGUGAGAGUGGUAAAGCCUUAUUGGAUGUCCUCCAGCGUUGCCCGGCGGCCGACUCCGAUGACGCAGCCACCAAACCAGACUUCAGUGCUGCCACGCAUGGCAUCAUGGGAGUUCUGCACCAGGUCAUGCAGGGUCACCAUGAGGUGGAGGGGGCGUGGCAGCAUCGUAAGCUCCGCCUCCACCAGCGCCUGCAGCUGUGUGUGUUUCAACAGGAUGUUAGACAGGUGUUGGACUGGGUGGAGCAGCACGGUGAGGUUUUCCUCAACAAACACAGCGGCGUGGGGAAGUCUCUGCACCGCGCGCGAGCGCUGCAGAAACGCCAUGACGACUUCCAGCAGGUCGCACAGAACACUUACACUAAUGCAGAGAAGCUUCUGGAAGCAGCCGAUCAGCUGGCUCAGUCUGGAGAGUGUGAGGAGGAGGAGAUCUACCAGGCAGCCCGAGACCUGGAGCUCCGCAUGCAGGCGUUCAUCCAGAGAGUUGAACAGAGGAAGCUGCUGCUGGACCUCGCUGUGUCUUUCACACACACCAAGGAGCUCUCAGUAUGGAUGGAGGGCCUCCAGAAGCAGCUCUCCUCAGAUCUCUGUGUUUGUCCGGACACCGUUGAGGCUCUGCAGGCUCAUCAGCAGCAGCAGCAGCAGGCCAACACGCAGGAAGCUGCGAUGAGUGUCAUCCGGGAAGGAGAAGAUCUCAUCCUGCAACUCAGGCCCCAGGGUAGCUCGGUGGCCCAUGUGGAGUCAGUGUUGCAGCAGCUGGAAGAGUUCAUUCAGUUGGAGGAACUUUUCCACCAGAGGAAAAUCCGAUUGGAUGUUUACCUGCAGCUCCGCAUUCUGCACCAGUGCACACUGGAGGUAACCGGGGAAAUAGAUGCCUGGAAGCAGGACCUCCAGAAACAGUCCCAGGACUUCUCAGCAGAAAAGCUAGCAUCGCCACGGCUAGCCGAUGCAAACCACGACAAGCUAGCCCAGGACAAGCUAGCAUUGGGCCAGUCACGGCUAGUGGAGGCCAGCCCUGAGGUGCUAACGCUAGCACAGCAGCGCAUCCACAGGCACAUGGAGCGAAGGCUGGCUAUGAACAAUAUGAUCUAUGAGGUCAUCCAACAAGGUCACGACCUUCAGCAGUACGUCACUGAGGUCCAGGCAUCGGGUAUCGAGCUAUCGGAGGCAGAGGGGGGUCUCUCCUCUCAGGUGGAGGAGCUGCAGCACCUCCUGCAGGACAAACAGAAGGAGAUGCAGCAGAUUGCAGAUCACACACACACACACCUGGAGCAGAACCUGCAGCUGAGACACCUGCAGAGCCAGGUCAAACAGGUGCUGGGAUGGAUCUCAGAGGGGGAGGUCAUGCUGUCGUCCUGCAUGUUGAACUCCAGCUGUCUGUCUGAAGCCGAGCAGCUGCAGAGGGAGCAUGAGCGCCUCCAGCAAGCCAUAGAGGCUCUGCUCCACGCCGACUCCCUGCAGAGGACUCAUCAGGUGGCUCUGGCUCUGCAGCAGAGAGCAGAGCUGCUGGUCAGGUCAGGUCACUAUGAUCCAGAUGGAGUGAGGUCUUGUGCCCAGACGGUGGCGCUGCACUGGCAGACUCUAAUGCUGAGGAUUGAAGACAGACUCAAACUGGUGAACGCCUCCGCAGCCUUCUACAGGACAUCCCAGCAGGUGUGUGGGGUACUGGAGAGUCUGGAGCAGGAGUACCGCCGGGAGGAGGACUGGUGUGGAGGUGGAGAGAGACAACCGGAGCAGCUCAUGCCACUCAUCAACAAACACAUGGAGCAGAAGGAGGCGUUCCUGAAGGCCUGCACUCUGGCCAGACGAAAUGCUGAAGUUUUCCUCAAGUACAUCCACCGCAACAGCGUCACGAUGGCGAACAUCUCAGGCCACAGCGUCACCGUCUCCGGGGUAACGGGGAUGACCGAGGUCACGGGGCACUCCAGGGUACCAGAGCAACAAGUCAAAGGUAUCCUCAGUGAGUUGCUCCAGAGGGAAAACAGAGUUCUUCAUUUCUGGACUUUGAAGAAACGUAGACUGGAUCAGUGCCAGCAGUACCUGAUGUUCCAGAGCCACACCCAGCAGGCUCUGGAUUGGCUGCAGCAGUCAGGUGACCACUACCUGGCCACGCACACAUCGCCGGGCGCAUCGGCGUCUGAAACACAAGAACUGCUGAACCAACACAGAGAGUUUUGUGUGUCGGCCAAGCACACCCAGGAGAAGGUUCACCUGCUGAUCCAGCUGGCUGAGAGCAUGCUGGCUAAAGGCCACGCCCACCGCACUGAGCUUCGUCGCUGUGUUGCCACGGUGGAUAAACGAUACCGCGACUUCACUGUCAGGGUGGGACAGUACCGCCACCUGCUGGAGACGGCGCUGGGAGGCUGCUCACAGGACAAUAAGGACCUGGAGCUGGAGCUGAUCCCCAACAGUCUGUCUGACUCCGACCCCGAGGUCAACCUGUCUGACCCCAGCCAUCAGGUCAGCGACGAGAAGAGGCGCUCCGCCCGAAAGAAAGAGUACAUCAUGGCUGAGCUCCUUCAAACAGAGAGAGUCUACGUCAGAGACCUGCAGGAGUGUAUAGAGACGUACCUGUGGGAGAUGACGAGUGGCUCGGAGGACGUCCCACCUGGUCUCACCAACAAGGACGACAUCGUGUUCGGAAACAUCCAGGACAUCUACGAGUUCCACAACAGUAUUUUCCUGAAGGAGCUGGAAAACUACGAACAGCUUCCUGAGGACGUGGGGCACUGCUUCGUUACCUGGGCGGACAAGUUCCACAUGUACGUGACGUACUGCAGGAACAAACCCGACUCCAGCUUACUGAUCCAGCAGCACGGCGCCGGGUUCUUCGAGGAGGUCCAGAGGAGACAUGGUCUAACCAACUCCAUCUCCUCCGCUCUGAUCAAACCCGUUCAGAGGAUCACCAAGUACCAGCUGCUGCUCAAGGAGUUGCUAGCGUGCUGCGAGGAGGGGAAAGGGGAAAUAAAGGAAGGCUUGGACGUGAUGCUGAGCGUACCGAAGAGAGCGAACGAUGCUAUGCACGUUAGCAUGCUGGAAGGUCUGGAGGAGGGUCUGGAGGUGCAGGGCGAGCUCCUCCUGCAGGACUCCUUUCUGGUUUGGGAGCCAAAGUCUCUGAUCAGGAAGGGGCGGGACCGACACCUCUUCCUGUUCGAGCUGUCACUCAUCUUCAGUAAAGAAAUCAAAGACUCGUCCGGACGAACCAAAUACCUCUACAAGAGCAGACUGAGGACCUCAGAGCUCGGUGUGACGGAGCACAUAGAGGGGGAUCCCUGUAAGUUUGCUCUGUGGGUCGGACGAACGCCGACAUCCGACAACAAGACGGUCCUGAAGGCGUCAUCCUUGGAGCUGAAGCAGGAGUGGGUCCGCAGCAUUCGCCAGGUGAUCCAGGAGAGGCGGGGCCACCUGCGGGGGGCGCUGAGGGAGCCCAUCCCCCUCCCAAAGACACCAAACCCCACCCUGGGCCGACAGCGCAGCAUCAGCCGCAGGGAGACCAGCGAGGACGCAGACAGCCUGGGUGACGCCAGCAGCCAGCCCGACACCGUCUCCAUCGCCUCCCGAACAUCUCAGAACACAGCCGACAGCGACAAGCUGUCAGGAGGCUGUGAGUUAGUGGUGGUGUUGCUGGACUUCUCCUCCGGGGGACCGGAGCUCAGCGUCCGCUGCGGUCAGACUGUGGAGCUGGUGGAGCGCUCGGCCGAACGGCCCGGGUGGUGCCUGGCCCGAACCACGGAGCAAACGCCCCAACAGGAGGGUUUAGUGCCGAUGAGCGCCCUCUGCCUGUCACACUCCCACAGUGCAGCCGACAUGGAGGGGCUCGUCCCGGCUUCCACCACCUCCUCCAGCACCUCCUCUACGUGCACCACCACCGCCUCCUCCUCCUGCAACUCCUCCUCCACCACCACCACCUCCUCCAAUAACUCCAACUCCUCCUCCACGCUGAACGCUGGGAAGGUGAGUGUCUGA